Thlaspi arvense is the source of this 1842-nucleotide messenger RNA. Lineage: Eukaryota; Viridiplantae; Streptophyta; Magnoliopsida; Brassicales; Brassicaceae. The record is from the annotation of a GenBank genome assembly.
AUGGAGAUGGAGAUGGAGAUGGCGAGUCCGUUGGUGCGCUUAUGCUUAGAGCAAGCUUGCAAGAGCGGAGAUGCGGUGGAACGAUGGCGUCUUCAGCGACGGAGCCUAGAGCGCCUGCCUCCUCACCUUGCCGAUGCUCUCCUCCGCCACCUCCUUCGCCGGCGACUGCUUUUCCCUUCGUUACUCGAAGUAUUCAAACAUUCUGUAGAGAAAAUAGAUCUUCGAGGAGAAAGCUCCAUUAACGCAGAAUGGAUGGCUUACAUUGGAGGCUUUGUUAAUCUCUUAUCUCUAAAUCUUUCUGAUUGCCAGAGAAUCAACAAUUCCACCCUCUGGCCUAUCACAGGAUUAACAAGUUUGACGGAGUUGGAUCUUUCAAGAUGUUCAAAGGUUACGGAUGCUGGUAUUAAGCAUCUCCAGUCUGUUGCAAAUCUGGAAAAGCUGUGGAUUUCACAAACGGGCGUUACAGAAGCUGGAAUCUCUCUUCUUGCUUCACUUAAAAACUUGUCUCUUCUUGAUUUGGGCGGCUUGCCUGUAACUGAUCGCAACUUGACUUCUCUCCAGGGACUAACAAAGCUAGAGUACUUUGACAUUUGGGGCAGCAACGUCACCAACGAAGGAGCUGUCAGUAUUCUCAAAUUUUCAAACUUGAGCUUCCUCAACCUCUCGUGGACCAGCGUCACACAGGCUCCAGACAUACCGCAUCUUGAAUGCUUACACAUGAACAAGUGUGCCCUUCUCUCCAUAUCAGAAACUCACUGCUCCGCAUUAUCUUCCUUGAAAAAGCUCGUUUUAUCCGGAGCCACUUUCAGUGCCGAAACCGAGGCCUUUUACUUCGCCAGCAAAAGCUCUAUAACCUACGUAGACGUUUCCAAGACUCCCAUCCAAAACUUCAGCUUCUUAGAAACUAUGACGAAGCUGGAGCAUCUUGAUCUGAGCUCCACAGCUUUCGGGGAUGAUUCUGUCGAGUUUGUAGCAUGUGUUGGUGAUACUCUGAGGAAUCUCAAUGUCUCGGACACGAAAAUCACUUCCACUGGGGUUGAAAUACUUUCCCCACAUGUACCACGGCUCGAGACAUUAUCUCUGUCCCAGACAUUUGUCGACGACCUAUCUAUCUUAUAUAUCAGCACCAUGAUGCCGUGCCUUAAAGACCUUGACUUGAGCAUGACCAGCAUCAAAGGAUUCAUCCAAAAACAAUCUCCACAAGAAGAAGAAGCAGAGCCGUCACUAGCAGCGCUCAAGUCUCUAACUUCACUUGAGACGUUGAGUCUAGAACAUCCAUACCUAAGCGACACAGCUCUCUCACCUCUAAGUAGCCUAACCGGCUUAACACAUUUGUCCCUAAAAGGCCCUUCCCUCACAGAUUUCACCCUCCACUCUCUCUCCUCUCUACCAAACAUAGUCAGCCUCGGAGUCCGAGAUGCAGUUUUGACCAACAAUGGUCUCGAAAAGUUUAAGCCGCCUUUAAGCUUGAGAACACUCGACCUCAAAGGCUGUUGGCUUUUAACCAAAGACGCUAUCGCUGGUCUAUGCAAAAGACACCCUCACGUCAAAGUCAAGCAUGAGUUCGUGCAGGAUUCUACUUCUCUCGACCAAAAUCAACUUCUUCCUCGGUCAUCUCCUCCGCAGAGUUUCGCAAAGGCAUCGAGGAGGAAGAACAACCCGAGACCGGAGACUUCUGCUGCUAUUUCCAGGAGUUCCAUAGAUCAGAGGGUGAAGUAUAAUAGGGAAGAGUUGGUUGCUCUACAAGAUUCACCUUUAUCGCGAUUGCUUCCACGGGAAGGUGAGUUUGUCAGUGUACCGGAGAUAUUAGCUGAUUUCGAUUCAGUGAUCCACUUGACUUGA